UUACUUCUUAAUAGAGGGCGCAGAUAGGGCCUUAGAACUGAGCAGAAGUAGUUGAAUUAAGCAUUCAAACAUGACUCAAAUCCAUUCCAGUGAUGUGGCAAAGACUUCUGAUACUAAAAAAACAAAGACAGUUGACAAAAAGGAAAGAGGCAGGGAAAAAGAAAAGAGGAAAAGAGCAAGGUCAUCAAGUAGUGAUGACAGUGAAAGCAGUAGUGACAGCUCACCAAGCAAAUCAAGGUCUUCAUCUAGUGGGAGUUCAACUUCCAGUAGUGAAAGCUCCUCUAGUUCCAGCAGUAGUGGAGGGUCACGGUCAAGGUCUCAUUCUAGUUCAUCAUCAUCAUCAAGUUCAUCUUCCUCAUCUUCAGUGUCACCAAAGCAUUCUUCUUCUAAAAGGGAUCAGAAAAAACGUCCUUCUUCAAGGUCACCAUCUCCACGAAGAAGGAAACAAAGUCCCACUCCUCGGCCAACAAAGAUUCAUGUGGGUAGACUCACCAAAAACAUCACUAAAGAGCAUGUAAUGGAAAUAUUUAGCACGUAUGGCACUAUAAAAAAUGUAGACAUGCCAAAAGUUCGACCAAACAGCAACAUAACCAGAGGAUUUGCUUACAUUGAGUUUGAGAAGCCAGAUGAAGCUGAAAAAGCAAUGAAGUACAUGGAUGGGGGACAAAUAGAUGGGCAAGAAGUUACAGCAGCACCUGUUUUAAUACCUAAACCUCGACCUCCUCCUCCUAGGCCACCAACUCCACCUCGUAGAGGUCCACCCCUACCUUGGAGACGCUCCCCACCUCCUCGUGUACGCAAUCGUCGUAGAUCACCUCCUAGGCAUCGUUCCCCAAUUAGAAGACGAUCUAGAUCAAGAUCUCCAGUUCGUAGAAGGCGUACAGAGAAAUCAAGCUCCAGUUCAUCCCGUUAGCAUCUAGAGUUUUGAAACAUACAUUUUUGGUGUAAUAUUAGAUCUGUACCCAUUGUUUUAUAUUUUAUCUAAACAACAGUUCCUUUGUGUCUUAUACAGUUUUGAAAAAUGUCUAAAUAAAAUUAUUAUUCUUUUGUGAUAA
Messenger RNA from Limulus polyphemus (Atlantic horseshoe crab), 1055 nucleotides. Its product is annotated as RNA-binding protein with serine-rich domain 1-A-like. NCBI's taxonomy places the organism in Eukaryota, Metazoa, Arthropoda, Merostomata, Xiphosura, Limulidae. Gene Ontology annotation, biological process: mRNA splicing, via spliceosome. The transcript has 7 exons. Gene Ontology annotation, cellular component: nucleoplasm; ASAP complex; cytoplasm. Bases 71 to 913 code for a protein of 280 amino acids. Gene Ontology annotation, molecular function: RNA binding. The record is from RefSeq and is a predicted model, not a curated record.